Clavispora lusitaniae ATCC 42720 is the source of this 1509-nucleotide messenger RNA. RefSeq lists its product as uncharacterized. Gene Ontology annotation, biological process: double-strand break repair; sister chromatid cohesion. NCBI's taxonomy places the organism in Eukaryota, Fungi, Ascomycota, Pichiomycetes, Serinales, Metschnikowiaceae. Gene Ontology annotation, cellular component: cohesin complex. The record is from RefSeq and is a predicted model, not a curated record. Gene Ontology annotation, molecular function: chromatin binding; protein binding.
AUGGAGAUUCUCCAAAAGGAAGAUUCAGGAUUAGCCCUGGCAUGGAUCUUGGCAACUUUGGGCCCUCGCCGUCUUAGUAGGAAAAUAUAUAGUGUUUCUAUCUCAGACGUUUCCAUUCCUUCUACUUGCGACACCAUUCAAUCUUAUGGUCCACAUCCGCUUCCACUACGAUUAUCGUCAAACCUCAUGUACGGUCUAUCUCUUUUGUACAAGCAAAAAGUGGAUCAUAUGUUCAGCGCAGUGAGCUCAGUUCAUUCGAGAUUGACAAUGUCGUUUGCAAAUCAUGGAUUACCUUCGAAGAAUUCCUCAGCAGUCCAUCUGAAAUCAUCUGGCCCUAUAUUUUUGAAAGACGACAAUUGUUUCGACAUAGAACACAUCGAUGAACCACCUACUGCCCUUGUCCCUGAUACAGCACCUUCUAUAAGCAUUGCAAGAAUCCUUGGCAUUCAAGAAAACGAUAAUGAGAGAAAUGCCAUAACGGGAACAGUUUCUCUUGCUGUUUCAGCAGAAGAGCGAGACCGCCUGUUCAACGAGUUUAUGAAAUUGACCACUGCGAGUUUCCAACCCGACGUGAGUGAAAAUCAGCAAGUUGAUUUCGCUUUCAACUCUGAAGGUGACAUUAUUGGCGAUCACCAAUUUGCAAACCCUUCUCAAAACUUCCUAGAUGAUAUUAAUCUCGAAGAAGAUUAUGUGUUAACCACGACGCAAUUAGAGGACCUUUCCAAGUCUGCUACUGGCACUAAUGAUCCCCAUUUUUCCACCACUUUAAAUGCUUCUGGUGCUGCUCUUAAAACUGGAGAAGCAACCAGAAGAAAGAGACGUAAAGUUCAAAUCGACUCCCAGUGUUUCUUGCCUGCAAAGGUAAAGCAUCGAAGACGCUUGUACGUCAUUGAAGAACCGUUCCAAUCAAUUUCUGAUAUAUUCAAUUACCUGAGCGCUAAGGACCCACCCUUCUUGAAUCUUUGCCUCAGGUCUUUGUACGGAUUGGCGAAAACUCUGUGUAUCAGUCGAAAUCAUUUGCCACUGAAAGCUAGGCAUACAGGCUAUUCAGCUAGACUCUUGGACUCUUUCAUUGAAAAUAUAGAUGACAUUGAAAAGGGUAGGGAUGUACCCUUGGCAAGACGUAGCAGCAGUCAAAGAAGUCUCUAUCUGAUGGAAGAAGAGCGCGAGCAACUUUCUUUUGGCUCUGUGGAUUUACAAUUGGACUGGGGUUUAGAGCAUAACAGUUUCUUAGAUGAUGCUCCACAAGAGGAAUACGCGUCGACUACUCUUUCACAAUUCUAUGAGUAUAUUAAAGACAUGAAAGAACCUGAUCAGUCGCAUGUUAGCUUUGAAAAGGUUUUGCCGAGUGUUAUGUCCGGGGGACCUGUUGCAACUAGAAAGAUAGCCGCGUCUUCCUUUGCAUCUCUUUUGGAAUUAAGCUCAAAGAGCAUGGUUAAUUUACGAGUUUCUUCUCAUUCUGCUAAAUUCAACGACCCUAACGAAAUAUCCAUCAUUUGCUUACAGUGA